Penicillium verhagenii is the source of this 1902-nucleotide messenger RNA. It is a transcript of the gene gem1, whose product is annotated as ERMES complex Ca(2+)-binding regulatory GTPase GEM1. Gene Ontology annotation, cellular component: mitochondrial outer membrane. The record is from RefSeq and is a predicted model, not a curated record. Gene Ontology annotation, molecular function: GTP binding; GTPase activity; calcium ion binding. The transcript is spliced from 2 exons. NCBI's taxonomy places the organism in Eukaryota, Fungi, Ascomycota, Eurotiomycetes, Eurotiales, Aspergillaceae. Gene Ontology annotation, biological process: small GTPase-mediated signal transduction; regulation of mitochondrion organization; mitochondrion organization. The coding region runs from base 1 to 1902 and encodes 633 amino acids.
AUGGCCACAGUUCGGAUUUCUGUUUGCGGAGAUGAAGGCACUGGCAAGUCCAGCCUGAUCACCUCGUUAGUUAAAGGCGUCUUCGUCACAAACAAGAUCCAGCCUGUCCUCCCUCAAAUCACCAUCCCUCCUACAAUUGGAACUCCCGAGAAUGUAACGACAACUACUGUGGUGGACACGUCGGCCCUGCCCCAGGAAAGGACCAACUUGGCGCGCGAAAUCCGGAAGUCCAACGUCAUUCUCCUAGUGUACUCCGAUCAUUACAGUUAUGAACGCGUCGCCUUAUUUUGGCUACCGUACUUUCGGUCGCUUGGGGUCAAUGUACCAGUUGUGCUAUGUGCCAAUAAAUCAGACUUGGCAGUGGGCCACAGUGAGGCACAAGUCAUUGAGGAGGAAAUGUUGCCUUUGAUGUCCGAGUUUAAGGAAAUCGAUUCCUGUAUUCGCACAAGUGCUCGCGAACAUCGCAAUGUCAACGAAGCCUUCUUUGUCUGUCAAAAAGCCGUCACCUAUCCUAUCGCGCCAUUGUUCGAUUCAAAAGAAGCCGAAUUAAAGCCCGCUGCGGUCGCAGCGCUACAGCGCAUCUUUUACCUGAGUGAUCAAGACCGCGAUGGAUAUUUGUCGGAUAAAGAGAUUGGAGAUUUUCAGACUAGGUGCUUUGGGAAGCCUCUAAGCGAAGAAGAUCUGGCCCACAUCAAGGAAACCAUCCAGAAGACCUACCCCGAAUCUGUGAUUGAGUCUGGCAUUGACUGCCCAGGCUUCAUUCAUCUAAAUAAAUUAUACGCAGAGAAAGGGCGCCAUGAGACAGUUUGGAUUAUUUUGCGAGCCUUUCAGUACACCGAUAAUCUUUCCCUUCAAGAAAGCUUCCUACAUCCUCGCUUUGAAGUCCCACCUUUUGCAUCUGCUGAACUAUCUCCCGAGGGUUAUCGAUUUUUCGUGAACCUCUUCCUUUUAUCGGACAAGGACAACGAUGGUGGUCUCAAUGACGCCGAGUUGUCAUCUUUAUUUGCACCCACUCCUGGUCUACCUGCGUCUUGGGCCGACGGCUCAUUUCCCUCUUCCACCGUCCGCAAUGAAGCUGGGCAUGUGACCCUUCAGGGUUGGUUGGCCCAGUGGAGUAUGACGACUUUUAUGUCCCCAAAGACCACGUUAGAAUACUUGGCCUACCUAGGCUUUGAGUCUUCCGACCGAAGUAACCCUUCUACCACAGCCGCACUGAAGAUGACAAGACCACGCAAACGGCGCCGGCGCCCUGGUCGAGUCGGGCGAAAUGUGGUGCAGUGCCACGUCCUUGGAGCCCCCGGAUCAGGGAAAUCCGCCCUACUUGAUGCUCUCCUUUCGCGUGGAUUCAGUACGACCUACCAUCCCACUAUUCAGCCUCGCACUGCGGUCAACACGGUCGAACUUCCAGGCGGUAAACAAUGCUAUCUUAUCAUGGAUGAGAUGGGCGAGUUAGAGCCCGCCAUCCUUGAGAACCAGACAAAACUGCUUGACCAGUGCGAUGUGGUCGCAUACACAUAUGACUCGUCGGACCCAGAUUCGUUUGCUUACAUCCCUGCGCUACGGGCCAAGUAUCCCCACCUUGAAGAACUUCCUAGUGUCUUCAUUGCUCUAAAAGCCGACCUGGAUCGUACUACCCAACGGGCGGAGCACCAGCCCCAUGAGUACACAGCCAUGUUGAACAUGCCCAGUCCACCAUUGCAUGUCAGCGUCACUUGGACUUCUAUUCAAGAAGUUUUUGUUCACAUUGCCGAAGCUGCGAUGGAGCCCAGCACAGCGUUUCCUCGUAGUGAGGAGGAUGUUGAAGGCAAGUGGAUGUCGUGGGGCAUCGCGCUUGGGGCGGUGGUCUGUGCCGGAGCGGCUGCCGUGAUGAUUUGGCGUCGAGUGAGUGGCAGCGGGCACUGA